Messenger RNA from Protopolystoma xenopodis, 693 nucleotides. Lineage: Eukaryota; Metazoa; Platyhelminthes; Monogenea; Polystomatidea; Polystomatidae. The record is from the annotation of a GenBank genome assembly.
GCGAGAGCUGUGAUGGUGUGGAUCUACGGCGGCGGCUUCACUUCGGGCAGUGCGAGCCUCGACGUGUACAACGGCGCUUUCCUGGCCGCCCAUGAGGAUGUGGUCGUCGUCAACAUGCAGUAUCGCAUGGGCGCAUUCGGAUUUCUCUACUUCAAACCGAGGAGCAAUGAGUUGCCGACCAAUGCCGUCGGCAAUCAGGCGCUUUGGGAUCAGAAUAUGGCACUUCGAUGGGUGCAGCGCAACAUCGACCGAUUCGGCGGUGAUCCCGAUCAGGUGACUCUGUUCGGCGAAUCGGCCGGCUCCGUCAGUGUCUCUCUGCACUGGUUGUCGCCGAUGUCGCAGCGCUACUUCACUCGAGCCAUUCUGCAAAGCGGCAGUUCCGAUUGUCGUUGGGGCCUUGAUUCUCCCGACGAAUCACACGAAAGGUCUACUGAGGUGAUACCCCCUUUUCUCCAUAGCCGAACCUGCCACCUAAUACGAUCCAGAAGCAUGGAUAGAAGGGCCUCGGUUUGGUUGCCUCCACUCCACUCCACUCCACUACACUCCACUCCACACUCAGCCAUCCACGUUCCGGCAUUUCCGGUACAGUCGGGAGGAGUCGAACCCGCGGCUUCCACUGUCUGUCAGAAGGUCGACUCUUUAGCUCGCUUCCAUUUCAAAGGAAAUCCGAUGGAAUUGUCAAGGGACGCUUGA